AUGACGAAUAAGAAUAAUACUCGCAUUAAAUUUCAUCGUGCUCCUUCGGUCAUCUUAUUGUCUGAUGAUGAGAGUGAUGAUAAUGGAGUUGAUAAAAACACACAAACACAGUAUUCAACACCAAUGGGAUUGGAAAAUCAAUAUCAAAUGGUUAUCUUGCCACUACUACCAGCAACAACUCAAAUGCAAUCAUUAUCAUCAUCAUCAACAUCAUCAUCACAGCGAUCAUUUCCACGAGAAGAAAUGAAACAAGAACAACAAGAAGAAGAAGAGGAAGAGGAAGAGGAAGAGGAAGAAAAUAUUAUUGAAAUGAAUACUUCAGUUUCUCCUAUGGUAUCUCCCGUUGGGCUUAGUCAACCAAAUUAUUUACCAUAUACAAUAAGUUUGAAUAAUCAAGAACGUCUGUCAAUUUUACCAACAUAUCCGAACACGAACAAGAAUACUGAAUCAAUUCUACUUUUGCUAGCCAAUGUACCAAUCAAUCAUUUGUCUCAACAAGAAUUGCGAAAUCGUCGAACCGGUAGAUAUAAAGCUUCAUUUUCUAUCCUAGAUUGUAAUGCCUCUUCGAUAUCUUAUGUCGUUCAACAAUAUCGAAAGUUUUUUAUGCCAUUACUCGAUCGAUUACACGUUGAUCUAUCUAUUUUGGAUUGUAACUAUAUACAUUUAAAACGAUUUAUUGAAUUACAUCGUCAAGCAUAUAUUCGAACACUCGGUCAACAGAAUUCUAUGAAGUAUCAUUUUAAUUUACAAGAAAAUGAAUUUGCUCAAUUAUUAGAAUUUUAUCUACAGAUUGAUGUUGACCUGUUUUAUAUGAAAACAUGUUCAUUUCGUAGUGCACAACCACGUUUCAAAGAGGAAGGCCUAUUCUGUUUGACUGUGCCAGAUUGUCAUUACUCCAUGGAACGUUGUAAUAAAUGUAUACUUUGCCAAUCAUCUAAUGGAAAUGUGAAUUAUCAACACGAACAAGAACAACAACAACAAUCAUGUCCAGUACAAUUUAACAUGCGCCGAAGACAUCGUUUUGUGAAUGGCUACGAAUCGAUUUUGAAUUGCCCAGUGUCAUGUGACACAAACAAUAUUAUUUAUGUACUUACAUGUCCAUGUGGUAGUUAUGAUUAUAUUGGUGAAACAAGUGAUAAUUUACGAACACGUUUACUAUCCCAUAAAUGUUUCACACAUCGACUGUUAUUGGAAAAAGUGAUUGGAGAAAAGAAUUAUAUACAUUUCUAUGGAGCUAAAUCGCCACAAAUGAAUGAAAAAGAACGUAUGCGUCUUUACCAACAUUCCACGGGCUGUCCAAGUGCCAUGCAACGAUUUUUAGAUAAAAAUCCAGAUUUCUGGACAUUCGUACCAAUGCUAAAUGAAGAAGCAAAUUAUGAAAAUAUUCAUUAUCAACAAUCAUCAGUAUUAGCAACAGCAACAACAACCCAAGAAGUACAAGCAUGUGUUGGCAAUGUGCCAAAACCACCAUUAGGAUACAAAUUUUCGAACUAUCAAAUAAAAAAACAGCAUGCUUUCUUUACAAUGAAACUUUAUCGAAAGGAAGUCAACUAUAAUUUUAUCGUUUACAGUGCAACGAUUAUUACUGUCUUACCACUCAAUACAUCAGACUUAUUUCGUCGAAUCGUUCAUUCACUGUUGGUUACACAUGCUGAAACCAAACUAAAUACAUUGGGACAUAUUUUCACAUAUUUUAGAAGUGUUCCUAUCAAUCAUAAGAUAUGGUGUGCAGAUCUUCGUUAUCGUCCUACGCCUCCUAUUACAACAUUAUCCUCUGGAAUGUCAGUGAGCAAUCAAUGA
Adineta ricciae is the source of this 1800-nucleotide messenger RNA. The record is from the annotation of a GenBank genome assembly. Lineage: Eukaryota; Metazoa; Rotifera; Eurotatoria; Adinetida; Adinetidae.